CGCUGAUAGAUGUUAGAGACUAAUAACGAUCUACAAUCAAGUCAUUAUAAUGAUUGAAUUAAUGAUAUUAACUUAGACAAUGAAAAAAGGAAUUGAAUAAAUCGUAUGACCAUAGAAUAGAAUAGAUAUUGUAAAGUUACUGCAAAAGUAACAUCUUAUCAAUAUUAUCUGGAGAAAAUGUUACAGGUUUUUUUAUUAAAACGCUAUACUAUCGAACUUGAUAAGAACGUUAAGAAGGUACUAAUACCAAGGUUUUCAGAAUUGAUUAUAUAUCUGGACAAGUUCAUAGGCUAUAUUAAAUUCUUUAUCAUCUUUUAUCACGAUAAUAUUAAGCUGUCUCGAUGUUCAUUAAAGGAUUGUAGGAAUCAGAGUCAAUCGCGAUCGAUAUUACUCCGAGAAUCUUCUCGAGUUGAAAUUUUUAAAUAAAAAAAGUUUGUUGUCUAGAUAAUGACGCAUUGAGAAUAAAUUAAUCAUUUCAAGUGUGAUGAAUAUUUCAAAGUGAAAUAAUUUUGUAAAAUUUUGUAAAUAUUUAAUCAAUGUAUUUAUAUUUUUUAAACAAAAAGUAUACUUGUUUCGUUUGAUCGAACGUUUUACAUAGAUCGCUGAUUACGAAUAUGGGCGAAGCUUCUUCGAUAUUCACCGGACAUAGAAUCAUCAAAAUAAGUCCUGACAAUGUCCCAUCGAAAAGCCAAUUUCCAAGGAAUCGUAUCGUGUCACACAAAUACACCUUGUGGAAUUUCAUCCCUAAAAAUCUAUUCGAGCAGUUUCGGCGAAUAGCAAAUUUCUAUUUUCUUCUUAAUACAGUAGUAGCAUUAUCGAUAGAAUCUCCAAUUUUGCCAUUGACCAGCUUAUUUCCCUUAACGUUCGUUAUAUUGGUGACUGCUUGCAAACAGGGAUACGAAGAUUAUUUACGAUAUAGGGUAGAUAAUAGCAUUAAUAAAAAAUUGGUAACCGUUAUUCGCAACAAAUGUCUGCAGGCCAUUCAUUGUGAACAAAUAGUCGUAGGAGAUAUAGUAAAGGUAGGACGAGACGAAGAUGUUCCUUGUGAUCUUCUUUUUUUACACAGCGACGAAAGUUCUGGUUACUGUUUCGUUACAACGUCAAACCUUGAUGGAGAAACAAAUUUAAAGUCGGUACACGUACCGAAAAUCGUAUCCACGAUGUCUCUACAAGAGAUCGCAUCGAUGCAAGCAACUGUAACGUGUCAGACUCCAAUGGCAGAUCUUUAUACCUUUCAUGGAAAAAUAGAAAUAAAAAAUAAUUCGAACGAAGUGACGACAAGUGGAUUUUUAACAAUAGAUAAUAUGUUGCUUCGUGGUGCAAUAUUAAGAGACACAGACUACGUGAUCGGUUGUGUCAUUUACACCGGUCAAGAUACAAAAUUAUCAUUAAAUUCGAAAACUAUUUCGAAUAAAUUUUCAACCGUAGAAAGAUCCAUCAAUAAAUAUCUUACUGUGUUUAUCAUACUCCUGCUGUUAGAAAUAAGUAUUUCAACGAUUCUGAAAUUCAUAAUAGAAUCAAAUUCAACGUGGGAUGACUAUUUGGGGGAAAAACGUUCCACAACCCCGUUGUCUCUUCUUAUAGAUUUACUCAGUUUUACUAUUCUAUAUAAUUACAUCGUUCCUAUUUCGUUAUACGUUACGAUCGAAGUACAAAAAUUUCUGGGAUCUGCUUUUUUCAAAUGGGACAUCGAUCUGUACGACAAAGCAUCCGAUCAAGCAGCAUUGAGCAACACGUCGGAUUUAAACGAGGAACUUGGUCAGGUCGAGUACUUAUUCACUGACAAAACUGGUACGCUAACUGAAAAUCUGAUGGUAUUUAGGCGAUGUUCGAUCAACGGACAAGUAUAUAUAGAAAAAGAUUGCGAUGGAAAUCUUUACUUGUUACCACCUAACGGAGACGAACGGGAGGCUGUAAAAUUACAAUCGUGGCAGUCUGAAAUCUGGCACUUCAUGAUGAGUAUUUCUCUUUGCCACGUUGUUCAAAUUGCACCAUCAAGUCGAAAGUUAACGAUUAGUACAAAACGCUUAGAGUAUCGUGAGAGUUUCAAAUCGAAGAAAAUUACCAAGGUUAAUAGUUCGUUACUUAUGCAUCCAGAUCUUCCAGAAUAUCAAGCAACAUCGACGGACGAGAAAGCUUUGGUAGAAGCAAGUGCGAGAUGCGGUGUUAUAUUUCACAAAGACACGAGAGAGACAAUGGAAAUUAAAAUAAACGAUAAUAUUCUUAUUUUUACGAAAAUGGACAUAUUAGAAUUCAGUUCCGAACGGAAAAGAAUGUCGGUAAUACUAAAGGAUACCGCGGAUGACUUGUGGUUGUAUUGUAAAGGUGCGGACACAUCGAUUUUACCUUUGAUUAUAGAAGGAGACAUCGAAACAGCAGCCGCUCACGUUGAAGAUUUCUCCAUGAGAGGAUUGCGUACGUUGGUAGUGGCUUAUAAGAAAUUAAGUCAAAGAGAUUAUACGGAGUUAAUACGUAACAUUGAACUUGCGAGGCAAGUGAUAGGACAAGAUCGAGGAACACGCAUACUACGUGCCUACGAAGAGAUGGAGAGUGGUCUCACUUUACUCGGAGUAACUGCGGUCGAAGAUCGUCUUCAAGAAGACGUUGAAGAAACGCUCGAGUGUCUAAAAGUGGCUGGAAUAAAGGUUUGGAUACUUACCGGAGACAAAGCAGAAACAGCAGAAAAUGUAGCUUUUUUGUGUGGUCAUUUUAAAAAGGGUACUGAGAUACUACGUUUAAUGACUGAAACAACGAAACAAACUUGCUUCGUUACUCUUACUAAUUUCGAGCGUAAAAUGAAAUUGGAACCUCAUAAACAAUAUGGAUUUAUAAUCAAUGGAAGUUGCUUGAGUUUGGUCAUACAAACGUAUCCACAAUUGUUUAAAAAAAUUGCGAUGGCAUGCGAGUCAGUCGUAUGUUGCAGAUUAACCCCUCUCCAAAAAAGCGAGAUCGUACAAUUGAUAAAAAAUACAAAGAGAACAAUAACCGCGGCGGUAGGCGAUGGUGGAAAUGACGUUUCCAUGAUUCAAGAAGCUCAUGUCGGUUUAGGAAUAAUGGGUAGAGAAGGACGUCAAGCAAUGAUGUCAUCGGAUUUUGCAAUUGCACGAUUUAAACAUCUGAAGAAAGUAUUUCUUGUACAUGGACAUUGGUACUAUCGACGAAUCAGCAUUUUAACGCAAUACUUUUUCUAUAAAAAUUUUGUCUUCAUUACUCCACAAGUAUUAUUUGGUAUACACAAUGGUUUUUCUACUCAGGGAUUAUAUGACAGUAUAUUUUUGAUGUUAUUCAAUGCAAUAUUUACAUCAUUUCCAAUAGUUCUAUUUGGAUUAUUAGAACAGAAUUAUUCUUCCAGUAAACUUUUGCAUAAUCCAUAUUUAUAUAAGCUUCAUAAAAAAAAUUUUUUAUUAUCCUGGAAACAAUUUAUAUUGUGGUUUGCUAUGGGUACAUGGCAGACUUGUGUAAUAUAUUUUGUAUUAUAUUUUUAUGUACAUAAUAAUCCUAUAAUUUUAUACGAUAAUACGCCAGUAGAAUUGUGGACUUAUAGUACAUGGAUAUUGCAUAUGGUUAUAUUUAUCAUUAAUUGCCAGAUAUUACUAUGCAGUUCGUAUUGGACACUACCGUUUAUACUUAGCAUCAUAUUAUCGGAAAUGUGCUUUUUUAUAUCUGCUUUUUUAUACUCUAUUACAAAUAUACAGUACGACGGUGAUAUGCUCUCUGUAUUUCCCAAGUUGCUAUUGUCAGGCACAUUCUGGUUACUUACAUUGGUAAUACUUGUUCUUUCAUUAAUUCCUGGAUAUUUCAUCAGAAUUUAUGAAUUAUAUAGAGCAAACAGAAUUCUUCGUAAAAAUGAAGAAACUCCAGAUACCGUGCAUUUCGUUAAUAGUGACAACGAAACAGCUACGUCUUAUCAACUUCAGUAUUUUCUAGGUCUUUUUUGGAACAGUAAUAAUUAUUGGCUUAACGAUUAUUUUCACUUAACGAUUACGCGCACUGUUAUUUUUGGCUAUUUUUAUGCAAAAAUCCAAAAAAUCGUUGAAGUGUACUGUGAGGAUGAAAACUCGUUAUGUGAUGAAUUGAAAUUAAUACAAUUAUUCAUAAUACAAAAUAUACGGCUACUUUGGGAUCGACAGGGAUUAUCUAAUUUUUUUUGAGCCACGCCCCCUAUCUAUGUUGCAUGUAACACUAACUUUGGAAAAUAAAACCAAUAAAAAGAAGCUUUUCGUUGGGAAUUCUUGAAGAUUUUAGAAUUGUUAUGCAGAGAUGGAUAAAAAGGAAAUUCUGGUCACAGACGAUGCAAUUGACAAGACAGAAUCCCUGCAGGAAUUUUCCUUACUAUACGACUGCAGUCAAUAAUUUCGAUGCAGUCAAUAUAUGAACUUUG
This is a messenger RNA of Vespula vulgaris, 4381 nucleotides long. Its product is annotated as phospholipid-transporting ATPase IF-like. NCBI's taxonomy places the organism in Eukaryota, Metazoa, Arthropoda, Insecta, Hymenoptera, Vespidae. The transcript has 20 exons. Gene Ontology annotation, molecular function: ATP hydrolysis activity; ATPase-coupled intramembrane lipid carrier activity; ATP binding. The coding region runs from base 615 to 4151 and encodes 1178 amino acids. Gene Ontology annotation, biological process: phospholipid translocation. Gene Ontology annotation, cellular component: plasma membrane; endoplasmic reticulum; trans-Golgi network. The record is from RefSeq and is a predicted model, not a curated record.